Messenger RNA from Nematostella vectensis (starlet sea anemone), 3133 nucleotides. Its product is annotated as galanin receptor 2b. Bases 1587 to 2603 code for a protein of 338 amino acids. The record is from RefSeq and is a predicted model, not a curated record. The transcript has 2 exons. Gene Ontology annotation, biological process: G protein-coupled receptor signaling pathway. Gene Ontology annotation, molecular function: G protein-coupled receptor activity. Lineage: Eukaryota; Metazoa; Cnidaria; Anthozoa; Actiniaria; Edwardsiidae. Gene Ontology annotation, cellular component: membrane.
GCCUUAGAAUGUCACGUACCCCCAACCCCCUCCUCCCUUCCCCAACACACGUCGCAACAAUCACCCUGAUGGGAAAUGCACAAAUAUUUAUAUAUUUACAACUUAAUGUACGUUUUUUUUAAUGAACCGAUAGGCAUAAUAACGAACAAAAACGAUGUAUCUACAAAAGCCUUUAAACACAAGCAACUCCGGGUUUGUGAUAUUGCACCCGCGAAGAAAAGCGGAUGUAGCACACCGCACAUGCGCAAGUUAGGGAACAGAUGAGUUUCGCGACUUAUCUGGCGGGAAGAUCUUUAUGUACGAGCGCUUCUGUAAAACACCUGAUUCCCAAAAAAGAGGGCCCGCUUUCUUCUUACAAAAAGGUGCUUAUAGAACCGCAUGACCGUACUUUAUACUCAACAUGGGAGAGGCUGGAGUUCGUCAAUUAUUUAAAGCUUCACAGAAUUUCCUCCUUUGAAUGUAAAAACCGGUCGUUUAAAUGAGACAAGUUGUCAGGUUUAUACCUUAGGAGAGACACGGCUCGAAACCCGUUAAGCGCGCUAAUCGGAAGCUAAAUGUAAACUGGUGAACGCGGUUUUGGAAGCAAUGACUAAUUAGGGCGGCAAGAUAUGAAAGCACGAAGUGUGAGGGUCGAUGCGGGUGCGUUCGUCCUUUAAUGAAAUGUUUUUCCCAAAAUAAAACCGUCUCGUGUAUGAACGGACGUCAUUAUUCCGGUCUCGUGGUAAACAUGUCAUUACGCGUAAUCAGGCGGGAGAUAUAUUAACGAGCUUGUGUGCGUUGGAAAGACAAAAGAAAACGUGACUUAGAAUUAAGCACUUCAUUGCAAAAUAGAAUUGAGAGGGUAAACGGCUGUGAAUCCUUAUAGAUGCGUUAAUGGUUGAAAGCACUUAUUUUAAACGACCAAGGAGUUAAAAGUUAGUUUCCAUUUGUUGAUAACGGUUUGACUUCGAGUGGGCGAAAACGCAACUAUUGUGGAAAGGAGUUAUAUUACUUCUCAGGAAAAAGGAGGUCUUUUGAAGAGCGUCGCGAAGGGGGAUUACAGCUUUGCGUGAUACGAUCGCCCGCCGAUCUCCGAUGACGUUUGCUGUCUGAGGAAGCACCUGCCAACCACUGCCUGUCCCUCCGUCACAACGAGCUAUAAAUUGGUGCGCCAGCCUCGAGUGUCAAACCGCAUUAUCUAAACACCAAGAACAGCGCCCGAACGCAGACCUCAAGACGAAUAAUACGCGGUCAAGAGGCUCUGGUUAUUGCUCAGGAGAGCAUACGAAGUGAUCGUCUACUUAAAUGACGAUAGGCGAAGGGAAAGUUUAGUCGGGGUAUCAUCGCGAUCUGCCCAUUGAUUCAUGCGUCUACCGUUUAGCGCUCAAGUGCUCUCUAGAAUAAAUCAAUCAGACGACUUUGCUGGCAAUUAAGGCCGAGGAGAGAAACGCGAGGACUUUAUAAGCAGUAAGGAUUCUCAACCUUCAGCAGACUUGGCCAAUAUAUUCGAACAAGAACGGUAUUUCAGAGGCGUAACUGAACUCGAAAAGUUCUUUCAUAGACAUUCUAAUCUACAAAAGAAAAGCGAAUAAUAUCCUAUCAUAAAGAUGCUGUCGAACAUGACUGAGAAUUUUACGAAUUCCACAUCUGAGUCCAUCACGAACACAAGCGGUUCAGGCGUCAUUUCAGCGAUCAUAGUGGUCCUCUCAAUCAUCAUAAUCGUAGGAGUGAUUGGGAACUCCAUGGUCAUUGCCGUCGUUGGGUGUAUACCAAGUAUGAAAACCACGACAAACUUCUUAAUUGUGAACGUCGCGGUCUCUGACAUUAUAACGCUUUUGCUGACCGCGUUGCAUGUCGGUCUCUCAAGAAUUGGCGGAAGGGUUGGUGCUAAUGUGUUCUUCUGUAAAGUCGUUGACCCAAACACUCUGUCGAACACGGCGUUAAUCGCAACUGGACUAACUCUUACUGUCCUUUCAGUUGAACGAUACAACGCGCUCGUUAAACCAAUGGCGAUAUCUCGACGACUCACUAAGAACAAUGUAGGCUACGUCAUAGUAGCAAUAUGGGUGGUUUCCAUGGUGAUGGCUCUACCGAUACUUGUGUAUCUGUACAUAGACCCUUCAACGGGGAUGUGCACUCCAGGGGAUAAAAAAGAAAACCUAUACAUAUCGCUAACAUUUAUUGUAAUCUUCAUGACAAUUGUACCCUUCUUGGUGAUCGCCUUUUCCUAUUUUCAAAUCAUCUCCGGUCUUUACUUCAAGAAUACUAUUUGCAAUGCGACCGCGCCUGGACAGCAAAGUGAAGACCUGGUCGCAAAGCGGAAGUUAGUCAAGUUGUUAUUGACAGUGACUGUAAUAUUCUUCAUCGCGUUCGUGCCCUACGGUGUGGCGCUCAUUUUAAAGUUCAGUUUAAACGCUAAGCAUAAUGCUCAACAGCUGAAAAACUUGCGAGAGCUGUCUAAAGUCAGCGCGUAUUUAAUGCCUUUACACUCUUCUAUAAACCCUUUUUUGUACGCAUUUCAGAGCCAAAAUUAUAGACACGGAUUUAAAGUUGUCAUAAGAAAAAUAUUUUACUGCAGAAAUGCUCCGGAGAACAACGAUAUUCAGCCAUCUGCUGCUGUUUGAUGUAAUUGUAUGACCUAUCGACGCAAGUUGUACCAUUCAGGGGGGGGGGUAGGGGUAGUGUAUAAUAUGAUAGGUAUCUGAUUGAUAUGGUAAUUUACCAGCUUCUCUACAAACACUUGAUGUAUAUGCUCAAAUAUUUAUACCUCUCAAAUAUUUAUACCACACUGUUCGAAGAUGAGACGAGUUGUGCUUUAUUAAUUGUAAUUCAGGUUUUGCAGUACCUUGAUAUUCAGACUAUGUAAUCAGCCUCCACUACUUCCCAUGGGGGAGGGGGCAGGUGGAUGAACUUUCUCUGGAAGAAAUCUGAAAAUAAGGUUGUUUCCCACCUACCUGUUAGCUCGAAUAAGCGCCGCGGGUGCUUAUAUGACUUUUCAUUCCCUAGGCGAGGCGCUUAUUUGGGGGGGGGGAGGGGCUAAUUUGAAGGAGGCGCUUAUUCGGGCGGGGUGCAUAUUCGAGCAGUUACGAUAUUCAUUAACCACCAUAAAAAAAGAUACUUAUAGAGGAAAAAAAAUAAAAAAACCUAGUGACCC